Messenger RNA from Lepisosteus oculatus (spotted gar), 1154 nucleotides. It is a transcript of the gene fgf7, whose product is annotated as fibroblast growth factor 7. Gene Ontology annotation, molecular function: growth factor activity; type 2 fibroblast growth factor receptor binding. Gene Ontology annotation, cellular component: cytoplasm. The record is from RefSeq and is a predicted model, not a curated record. Gene Ontology annotation, biological process: positive regulation of peptidyl-tyrosine phosphorylation; regulation of cell migration; positive regulation of epithelial cell proliferation. NCBI's taxonomy places the organism in Eukaryota, Metazoa, Chordata, Actinopteri, Semionotiformes, Lepisosteidae.
GCUUUCAAGUGAGGUCAGCAAAAGGCAUUUAUCUAAGUACACUGAAUAACAACAGAGAGAAGAUGCUCAGAAAAGCCCCUCUUGGGUCAGCACUUGAUACAUGGGAACAAUUCUGAACCUGAAGGAGCCUCUUCUAAGUUAGGAGCAAGUUUGGAUUCAGACUGUUUUUGAAUUGCAAAAUAAGAGAAAAAAGGAUACUUGCGGUAUUUGCUGCUGUUGCCUGAAAACAAAACUCUGAUAUUGAAAAGACUGUCACCACAAACACCAACGAUAUGUACUGCAGAAUGCAUUGCUCUGUGUUGUCUGAAUCUGCAAUUAAAAUAUACAAAAGAGGACUAUAGAAAACUACCUUCUUGGCGUUCAGUAAGGCAAAAGCAUUUCUUGACACAAUAUUCACCAGUAGAAGUCCUGAAGACCUCCUGUGUGCAGACGAGAGGUCAGGUCCAGGACCUAGCAGCAACAAUCUGCAUUUUAAUUUCUAUUUCAGUAUGUUGUUCGUGAAUACCCAGAACACUGCAUUAUAAUGCGCAAAUGGAUGCUGAAAUGGAACCUGCCAACUUUGCCCUCUGGACUGUACUUACUCUUUAUCCUUCUAGUGGGCAGUGUGUGUUUAGCUUGCAAUGACAGAACUCCAGAGCAACUGGCUGCAAUUAUGAACUGCUCCAAACAUGAACGGCACACAAGAAAUUAUGACUAUAUGGAGGGAGGGGAUGUACGAGUCAGACAACUUUUCAGCAGAACACAGUGGUUUCUAACAAUUGAUGAAGCUGGCAGAAUUAAUGGAACACAAGAUGAUACCAACUGCUACAGUAUUCUAGAAAUACGAACAGUCUCAGAGGGCGGCGUGCUGGCCAUCAAAGGGGUGAAAAGUCAAUAUUAUAUAGCUAUGAAUAAGCAAGGAAGAUUAUAUGGCAAGAAAACCUACAGUGAGGACUGCAACUUCAAGGAAGUCUUCCUAGAAAACUAUUUCAAUGCUUAUUCCUCUGCAAAAUGGACUAAUAAUGGCAAAGAAAUGUUCAUUUCUUUAUCUCACAAAGGUGUCCCAUUAAGAGGAAAAAGGACAAAGAAAGAACAUGUCACAUCUCAUUUCAUACCCAUGAAAUGCAAAGAAGAGAAGAGAGUGGAUUAAAACUCUCACGAUGCUUUAUUCAGUU